AUGAGACUGAAAGACGCGCGCGCAGCAAAGAACAGAAUGACUAGCCCAAGAAGGAAAAAAAAAAAAAAAGAAGAAAUCCUCUUUGAAUACAUACGGAAAAGCAACUCGCAGGCUGUUCAUCUUUUGAACUGCAUAUGGAUGUACUGCUUUUAUAAGAACAUAAAAACGUUAACAAAAAAUGUUCGAGAGUUACAGAAUGGAAAAGGCAACAGCCCCCGUCUAGUAAAGUACCUUUUGACCCUGCGCAUAAACAUAGACGAUGCGUAUGAUUACUUCCAGGGCAUCUUAUCCACCGCAUUAAAAAUAUAUGGCGAGAAAAAAGACGAAUAUAUCUCACAUAUGAACAACGUGGUGGGUAGACAAAACGACCACUCCGGACAUGCACCCCUGAGUAAUGUGUACAGCGGAGAUAUACAUUUGAAGGACCUUCCCUUUGGGGAACACUCCUACGUGAACAACCUUAUCGACAUUUUCUACGCCAAGCUCAGUGACCGAAAUGGCGACCAACGUGAUGGCGAAAUAAGGGGCGUUCUGGCCGACCUGCACAGCGGUCUAGAAAUCGCUCGCAUCUGCAUCAGCAAUCUUUUCAAAAUUCUGGGCGAUCUGCACAGAUAUAAGUGUCACUUCUUUGAGGAAAACAAAAAAAAAAAUGAAAUGAAAGCGUGCUUGAAUUAUUACAAGGCACUGAGUUAUUAUAGGUACAGUGGGCACCUGUUCAAUCAGCUGACCCUGCUGUAUAUGGGGGGCAACCCGAUAGAGUGCCUGUUUUUCUACUUCCUUUCGUUAAUAGCUGUUAAGCCUGCUCCGAAUAGGGACUCCCUUGUUAUGUACAUGGAGAGCAUCCUCAGCGGGGGAAAGGGCCUGGCCAAUUUGUUAGCGCGCCUGCGGGAGGGCUCCUCCCGAAGUGGCGAACGGAGGAAGCAAGGAGGAAGUGUCGACGUCGGUAGUGCGGUGUGCACGCCCUGCGACGGCGAAACGUCCUGCAAACUAGGGAGGGGCAUAUUUUACAUCAAAAAUAAAGAAAGGCAUCUUUUGCCCUCCGUAAAAGGCAGUGAGAAGGGGGUAAAGAACACCAUCUACUACCAGAAGGACAAACAUUACAACAAAGUGAAACACCAAGUUAGGGAAAAACACACAGAGAAAAAGAAGGAAGGAAGUUCCAACAAUGGUCAUGGAAGCACCAAGGAAAAAGCAGCCGAGAAAGAAUUCAACGAAGCCCUUUUUAACUUCUACAUGAGCUACUUCAAAAUUGUGAAGUUACUAUUCUCCAAAAUUGAUAUGAACAAAUUUGAAAAAAAAAAAAAUAAAUUUAUUUACUACAUGAAUAGAUACAUAAAGCUGCAGUACUACAGUAGGAGAGAAGACACCCUGAUGCUCAGGAAUAUCAUCCUCAUUAUUUUUACGCUUCUAAGUUUGGUUAUAUAUGUUAUCAGAAACCAAAAUGAGCAGGGGAAGAAGAACCCAAGGGGCUUCCUUUUCUAUAGGAAUGUAAACGUCUCCAAGUACGUAUACAAAAAUGAGCAGAUUUACUUUUCCUUCCUUUUGAUUCACGAGCUGUUACUGUCAUGUGAAGAAAUCUACACAAACUUCUUCCCCAGCUACUUGUCCGUUUUUAUAUACACACUUUACUGGUUCCGAAAUGAGCCUAGUGUUUGGGACGUUCACUUGGGUAAUUGCACCGAGGAGGACAACCGAGAGAGGGAUCACCUAGUGAAGCAGUACCAUGAGGAUUAUCGCGGGAAGAGCGUCUACGGGAGGAGGCAUCCCUGGGGGGGAAGGAAAUGUGAACAACUUAUUGCUCAACAGAACAGUUACAACCAGGUAGUGGAGGACCCCUGUGACGAUCCCGAAUUUGCUCACAACAAGGACAUAAUAAAAAGAAUCAAAGAUUUAUUAAUGAGCAUAAAGGUGAGGGAGGAAAUGCCCCUGAAUGAUAAUUCACUGCUACGCUACAAAGUGAGGGAAGAUUUUUACAUCUAUCCUUUUUUGAGUGGACUGCAGUUUAGCAGUUUGGAUGGAGGAGGAAAUCAUUCCAGUGAGAGUAUUGGCGAGGUGGCUUCCUCACAAUGGAGCAGCCUGGCCAACGUGGUUUACCCACACUUCGUCCCCAACCAAGUCGAUAUAAAGUGUAGUCAACUGUCCUUCCAACGGGGCAACCACCGGGGGGUUAGCCAUCACACUAAUUUCGACGACUCAAAUGAGGAAGAUGUAGUUCUUCUGAAGAACCCAUUAUUUGUGAAGACUAGCAGCGUGUGUAUGAACGGGGAGAUGGUAGACCUGAAGGAUGAUGCAGACAAGGGGCUAAACUGCUACAAUGAUUUGUACGAUCUGUGCGCCAUCAGUGGAAAUAAUGUGCAUUCAUCCGAACGGGAGGGUGUAUAUAAUCAGAAGGGGCACACAGAUGAUAGUGCCUCUUCAGCGAAUUCUAGCGAGGGAAUGAACACCUCCCGCCCGCACAGCGAUGACGGGGUCUCAUUGAAUGCACACAGAAUGCUACACCCGGAGGAAUUCUAUAAAAGAGGUCACUACAUUGCGGCAGUAGAGGACAUCCCAAAUGAUGAGCAACUGGAGGAGGUAGCAAACCGCGUUCGAAUUAUGCGCUUUAGGUCGCUCACCCAGGGUUGGUUAAAGGAAAACGGCAAGCAAAGUAUGCAAGUCCGUAACGUUUGCAAAAAAUAUUUGGCUGCUCAAACUAGGGAGGAGAUACACCAGGGUAAUUGCCCCAAUGCGGACGGCAUAGCAGAAAUGCCUCAGGUGGCAUGCGUUGCAUCUCCUGAAAAAGGAAGCCAAGAGUACACCACGCCCAUCGUCGCAGAAGUCUGCAAAAACGAAAUGAGCUGCACCAUGAGCCGAAGCGAUGAUGACAACAAAACGAGCAACGUCUUGAGUGAGCACCAAAACGGAGUGCAAGACAAGAGCGACCGCAGUGGCAGUUACAAAGUCUAUCCAAAUAUUGAUGGUGGGAUAAAUCAGAACGAUUAUUUUAACUAUUCCGUUUUGGAGAGCUUCCGUCAGGUUAGGGGUGAUGCUUUAGGGUGCAUGCCAAACUGUAAUGUAGAGAACGACCACAGUUGCAAAAAUGUCGUGGGUGGGAAAUUCAAUUCGUCUAGCGAGAUGACCAAGGGAAGUGACAAGGCCAGCUUGGAUGCCAGUUUGGAAGACAUGUCCUAUGCGAGUUCUGCAGCCGAGGAAAAGUCCAUUCUAGACGACAUGGCCGAAUUGGUCAGGAUUCCUUUCCAAGCAAACCACCUUCAUAACGGGGAAGGUCAAACGCAGGCACCGAUGGUAAACACGCUAGGGGGUGAAGUCCAGGCGGAGAAAAUAACCCUUGCCACGUGUAAGAGGGAUAGCAGCCCGUCUGGAUAUAACAAUGAGCAGCCCCACCAUAUGCGCAACGGGACAGUGUGGAUAGAAGAGGGAAACUCGACACUCCAAAAAAUGGUAAUCCUUGAUGGAAAGAACAUUGGCACGAGAUACCAGGACAAUUACAAAAAGUAUUUCGACCCAUUUAGAAUAAAAGUGGUGCUAGAUUAUUACAAAAUUAGGAAGUAUGAAGUGAAGAUAGUCAUUCCAGAAGAGUACGUAAUGCACGAGAGGGAUGAUCACCUAGACAAGAAAAUCCCCAACAGGGGUUACUACCACCUGCAGGUGCACAACAGUAGCGAAGUCCCAGACUUUAUUCUCACGGGGAAUGAUUUGCUCUUUUUUCAGAACCUUCACAUUUUAGGGUGUUUAAUUAUACAUCCCUUGGAAAGUUACUACGCCUUUUGCGUCCACCUUGUGCAGAGGUGGAACUCUUGUUUUGUAACGAACGUGACUCUUUCCGAACUGAAUAUGAAGGUGCGCGAAUUCGAUAAACCUCCCCUGAAGAAUAUCGGGGCGCACUUCAUAUCGUACACCUUUCUAGGAGAUGAAUUUCUCCCCAACCCGACCUUUCGCUGGCCAACCAUCUAUCGCCAGGCCCUACUGAAGUCCACUGUAAAUGAAUGA
Plasmodium coatneyi is the source of this 3990-nucleotide messenger RNA. RefSeq lists its product as uncharacterized. Gene Ontology annotation, molecular function: telomeric repeat DNA binding; protein binding; telomerase RNA binding. Bases 1 to 3990 code for a protein of 1329 amino acids. Gene Ontology annotation, biological process: nuclear-transcribed mRNA catabolic process, nonsense-mediated decay. Gene Ontology annotation, cellular component: telomerase holoenzyme complex. The record is from RefSeq and is a predicted model, not a curated record. The transcript has 2 exons. NCBI's taxonomy places the organism in Eukaryota, Apicomplexa, Aconoidasida, Haemosporida, Plasmodiidae.